UUGACAGCCGCCUGUUUACCAACAAAGCGCUUCAAUGUGAAGGAAUGGAAAGAAUCUGCGUUGUUUUCGUUGGAAUUUUGUGAUUCAAAAUCGCAAGCCGAGUGCUAAAGUUUGUUCAAGUUUUUUUCGAUCGUUUGCCUGUUUGUGUUUCUUGUAAGUUUUCUGUUGUUUUGAGUGUUGCGCUCGCCACCCAACGCCCCGGGGGGAAAAAAUGUCGAGCCACAACUGGACCAUCGAUGAGACGAAUCUCAUGAUCCGGAAGCGUCUGGAACUGCUCGGAUGUGCCCGCAGCGACAAAGUCUACGACCAAAUCUCCAACUACCUGGCCGAGGACCAUAACUACUAUAAAAACGCGGCAGCAUGCCAAACGAGAUUCAACAACCUGCUGAAAACAUAUCGGACCUGCGUCAAGAGACAGGAAUCGGGCGGAAAGGUGUGCAAGGUGCGCUUUCCCUUCUUCGACACGUUCCAUCAAUAUUACGGCAAUCCUAACGCUCAUCAUCCGGUCGAUAACGGGAACAGUAAGUGCAAAACGGAGAUCUUCCUGGACGACCUAUUCGCGGAUAGUUCCUAUGCUGUCGGGUUGAAUGUUGCCGGUGCGGGUGUUGGAGUGGACGUUGGGGUCAUGGAGGGGGACAGCAUGAUGAUGGACUCCACGCAGACCGAGGAUGAGUAUGUGGAAUCGCCCGAGGCCAACCACCAUGGGCAAGAUGCAGAUGAGGAACUGACGACUUCGCUCACGGUGAACAAUGGCCUGGAGGACUUGAAGCUGAGGCUGAUGGAGCAGAAGUUGCUCUACUACACGAAUCAGAAUAUGUUGCUGCAGAUCAAACAGGAACACUACCGGCAAAAGGACCAGGAUCGAGCUCGGAGCCAGCUGAUGGCCGAAGAGAUCCUCAAAGUGCUGCGGGGAAUUCACUCGUGCUUGAAGAAGAGCCUGGAGGUCAAAGUGGUCCCGCAGCAGCCGAAAAAAGGUUCGGAAACUAGUGCUCCGGUGAUAGAUGAGAAGAAGCCCGAGGAGCCAAAGAUCAAAGAGGACAUUGGCGAGGAGGAAGAGGAAGCCGAAGAGGAGGAAGAAGCGGAAGGCAGUAGUUCGGUGAUUCCUAUCGAUAUAGACUCCGGCGAGGAAGAGGAGGAAGAAGACGAGGACGAAUUCAACGGCGAUGGGCAAUCCGGCAGCGGAGGAAGCAGCGAGGAGGUGGUCAAAAAGCCGGAAUUUGCCAGACUGAAAGUGCGCAAGAAUAUCUUCCCGCCCUGGAACCGCAUUCAGACGGUACUGCUGAUCAAAAUCCACUGCGACCUGAGGCCCAAGUUCAAGGGAUACAAUCUGUUCGAGUGCGUUUCGAACAAACUGAUUGAGCUGCACAUAAAUAGGACCCCCCGAGACUGCCGGACACGAUGGAACAAUCUUUUCCGGAGCUACAAGGAGUGCCGAUCGAGACUGAGAGUGAACGACAAAGCGCCGGUUAAGUUCGAAUACUUUGACGAAAUCGAUGCCUAUUACAAGGAUUGCCAAUUUUUGACGAAUGUAGUUUAGAGUUUAAUGCACGACAGAUCUUUUAUACUAUAACAAUACAAAUGUUGCUAAAUAUUAUUACGAUUGUAUUUAUUUACAGAAAAUAGCCUAAUAUAAUCAGGAAACGAA
This is a messenger RNA of Aedes aegypti (yellow fever mosquito), 1645 nucleotides long. RefSeq lists its product as uncharacterized. The transcript is spliced from 3 exons. The coding region runs from base 212 to 1537 and encodes 441 amino acids. The record is from RefSeq and is a predicted model, not a curated record. NCBI's taxonomy places the organism in Eukaryota, Metazoa, Arthropoda, Insecta, Diptera, Culicidae.